AACAGGCGAUCCAUCUGUCAUUAGGACUGGCACCCAUGACCUAGAGCCACCUCUUGACGGCCUGCAUCUAUCCUAGAUGUGCAUGCGGGGUUCGUUCCUCCCCGUGCACGCUCAUGUCAUUUUUUCAUUCCUCCAAAAUGUAAUGGUUCCGCCAGGAGCGGUGUCGUAGAGAGCGGCCCAUGCACUGUUUGAUUGUGCAGUACCCGGGCCGCCGCUCUGCUUCUUUCUGCGCCUGCCUCCGUAUCGCGAUUGGCGUGGCCCUAGCGCCUGUGCAGCUGACAGCACCGAACGCGCCGCCUCCUCCCUCUGCCGGGGUCUCGGCCCCUCCUCCGCCUCUACACCUGGUUGCCUAUCCCCUCGCCUCGCUUCUCCCAGGCGCCACCGUUGCGUGCCCGCUCAGCUGCGCCGCCCACCAGGCAAGGCUUGCGCGCACUCCUGAUAUUCUCCUCCAGGCCCCACAGUGCUGCGUGCUGACGCGCGCCCAGGGGGCCACAGACGAUGGCGGCUAGCUCGCUCUGCCUGACGUGCUGCCCCAAAGCUGGAGGCGGCGGGGCUUACGUAACUAAGCAUGUCUGUCUGUCCCUCGCCCAUGGAGAGUCGUACCUCCGGGAUGGCAGAACAGCUCGCUCGUGAGGAAAAAGGGCCUUGCACGAUCUGACUCCUCAGCUGGAGGUCGGGGGGCUGGCAACAGCGCACACAGGAGGCGGAGGAGGGUGGAGGAGGAGGAGGGCCGCCUGCACGCCUGCACUGUUUGACUGUGCAGUACCCGGGCCGCCGCUCUGCUUCUUUCUGCGCUGCCUCCGUAUCGCGAUUGGCGUGGCCUUAGCGCCUGUGCAGCUGACAGCACCGAACGCGCCGCCUCCUCCCUCUUCCGGGGUCUCGGCCCCUCCUCCGCCUCUACACCUGGUUGCCUAUCCCCUCGCCUCGCUUCUCCCAGGCGCCACCGUUGCGUGCCCCCUCAGCUGCGCCGCCCACCAGGCAAGGCUUGCGCGCACUCCUGAUUUUCUCGUCCAGGCCCCACAGUGCUGCGUGCUGACGCGCGCCCGGGGGGCCACAGACGAUGGCGGCCAGAAAGCUCGCUCUGCCUGACGUGCUGCCCCAAAGUUGGAGGCGGCGGGGCUUACGUAACUAAGCAUGUCUGUCUGUGCCUCGCCCAUGGAGAGUCGUACCUCCGGGAUGGCAGAACAGCUCGCUCGUGAGGAAACAGGGCCUUGCACGAUCUGACUCCUCAGCUGGAGGUCGGGGGGCUGGCAACAGCGCACACAUUUGGGCCCGCCUUCUGAGGGGGAAGUUUAUCCCCAGCUCGUACGGUUGUGGUUGUACGCUGUGAGGGGGGCCCGAUCACCAUCAUCAUCAUCAUCAUCAUCAUCAUCAUCAUCAUCAUCAUCAUCAUCAUCAUCAUCA
Molecule: messenger RNA, 1404 nt
Organism: Prorocentrum cordatum
Lineage: Eukaryota; Dinophyceae; Prorocentrales; Prorocentraceae
Source: the annotation of a GenBank genome assembly